This is a messenger RNA of Nelumbo nucifera (sacred lotus), 1212 nucleotides long. RefSeq lists its product as uncharacterized. Lineage: Eukaryota; Viridiplantae; Streptophyta; Magnoliopsida; Proteales; Nelumbonaceae. The record is from RefSeq and is a predicted model, not a curated record. Gene Ontology annotation, molecular function: protein binding.
CUAGCAUCUCUUUCUCACGGCUUUCAUUUAGGGGCGAACCCUAUUAAUAUGGAUUCGCAACCCUGGAUCUUCAAUGGCCGAUGAUGCUGAAAUGUUCUCUCUUCCCAGAAAGUUAAAAGGUGAUCUGCGGUUGAUAUGAGCAGCAAAUAAAUUUAUUUGUUCACCUCUUUGCUUGAUUACCCAUGCCUCCUGUCCGUUCCUCUCCGUGCAAUGGCGAGAGACCCACAGAGGAAUUCAAUCCCCAACUAAACCAUAGUUUGGAUUUUAAUACACAUAAAUCAAGGGAUCAUGGUGAGGCUUGUCAACAAGAAGUUAGAUAUGGUGCACGUGAUGUCAGUUUUAUUAUCAAGAGCUAUAGUGGGCUUCUCAAGGGAACUUCCUUGCCAACUAUUGAGAUGAUAGACAACAUAUACAAGAUGAAUUGCUCUAUAAUACAUGGAAAUAUCUCACCACAAACUGAAAACAACCCUGGAGCAAGUCAAGGACCACCAACAUCAGAGACCAAUAAUUCGUGUGUACUAAUGCCAUCUUCAAGUUCAACUUUGGCUAAACCUCUAGACUGUAGCAACACCAAAGAAGUCCAUCUAAUGGAACAGCCUCUCUUGAUGAUAGGUGACAAGGAGCUAUUAGCACUAAACAGAGGCAAUGCCAUGUUACGUUACAAGGAGAAAAAGAGAACUCGGAGGUAUGAUAAGCACAUCAAGUAUGAGUCCAGGAAGAUGAAGGCUGAUGCUCGGAAGCGUGUGAUGGGUCGGUUUGCUCGUGAAGCUUCAGAUGUUGAUACCAACAGUUGAUGGAUUUAAUGUUUACCUAUUUUCAUUCGGGAGGGCAUUCCCCUGUUAAUCUAUGAUUUAACACCACUGGUCUACUGGCAUCAGGCGGAUCCAUCUUGAUGAAGGUUGAAUUCAGUUCCACUGGCCGGCACCUUUUAGCACCAUGUAAAACUCAAUUGUUGUGCCAACCAUGUACUAAAGUUUCGAGCAAAUCUCCACUCUUUAGCUUGUUUCCAAUUCCAAUGUAGUGCAAAAGGGUCCAGUGUUAUUAACUGAGAUGAGGCCCGGUUGGACCAUGUACCCAAAAUACUAAUAGCAUGUUUGACUUCAGCCUGUCCACUUAUGAACACAUGUACCCAAAAUACUAUUAGCUAGCCGAUCCAAUAAGCUCAGAUUAUUUUACUUGAAUUCUAAUCCAAUUGUGACAUUUUUUUGGGUA